UUUGGUGUCGUUGAACAUCCUUCGUCGACCUGCUGCCUCGCCUCCCAGCCCAGUAUGCCGGUCAUCGCAAAGACACCUGACAUCCAAUCAUCUCGCUGUUUGCGCUCUCCGUCCUGGGUGUCAACGCCCAUUAUAUCUGGACUACCGUGAACAUGGUCUUGUUGGUCGACGACAUCGCCGCCUGGCCACAGUCUGAGCCCGACACCUUCUCGGCAUUGAACCUAGCCGUAGCGGUCAUUGCGAUCGUGACAGUGCCUGUGACGAUUAUUUUCAACCUCUUUCGGAACGGUGCCUUCACAUUGAUAGUCGCUGUAGAGAUAGGCUGGCUGGGUUUCCUCGAUAUCCUCUGGCUAGCCUGUUCCGCGCUGACCACAAGCAUCUGGCCGUCUUUGGGAUCCUUAUGCUCGUUUAAUCCGGACAUCCCGAAUCUGGAUGGCGCCUGUACCGAUGUUCAAACAAGUAUGGCCUUCGGCUGGCUUAAUUGGCUAACUUUGACGGGCUAUCUUGUUACGCUCUUGGUCUUCUGCAUCAUCUCCUCCGGCAAAGGAAGUUCGGUGUGGAAGAGCACCGUCAAGACUGCGAACUGGACAUCCGGUAAGGGAUAUGCUAUUCCGCCGAUGCAGCAUCAGAUGCAAGCUGCGACUGUGUAUUCGACGCCAUAUGACCAGCACAGGCCAUCGGGCUACGCAUAUGGCGGAGGCGCGGAAGUUUAGGCUCAGUCCCGAGUACAUCCGCUGCCCUCGACAUCUGUCUGUCGGUCAUCCCCCACAGCCUCGGACAGUGAUUGCGAACUCCACUGUACACGAUUACAUCCUGUACCCGUAUAUCCUUUUAAUAUGUUACUGCGAU
Messenger RNA from Phanerochaete carnosa HHB-10118-sp, 849 nucleotides. RefSeq lists its product as uncharacterized. NCBI's taxonomy places the organism in Eukaryota, Fungi, Basidiomycota, Agaricomycetes, Polyporales, Phanerochaetaceae. The record is from RefSeq and is a predicted model, not a curated record. The transcript has 5 exons. The coding region runs from base 153 to 713 and encodes 186 amino acids.